This is a messenger RNA of Acanthosepion pharaonis, 2994 nucleotides long. The record is from the annotation of a GenBank genome assembly. Lineage: Eukaryota; Metazoa; Mollusca; Cephalopoda; Sepiida; Sepiidae.
AUGUAUGUUUUCCUUUCCUCUAUCCCCACCUUUUGCCUUCAAUCUAUGUAUGUUAUGCCUUCUUUUCCUCUAUCCCCCCCUUUUGCCUUCAAUCUAUGUAUGUUAUGCCUUCUUUUCCUUUUGCUAUCCCUUUUCCUCUAUCCCCCCACCUUUUGCCUUCAAUCUAUGUUAUGUUAUCUGCCUUCUUUUCCUCCUAUCCCCCCUCUUGCAAUCUUCAAUCUAUCCCCUUUUGCCUUCAAUCUAUUAUUUAUGCCUCUUUUCCUCCCCCCUUUUGCCUUCCAAUCUAUGUAUGUUAUGCCUUCUUUUCCUCUAUACCCCCCUCCUUUUGCCUUCAAUCUAUAUAUAUUAUGCCUUCUUUUCCUCUAUCCCCACCUUUUGCCCCCCUAUGUAUGUUAUGCUUUUUUCCUCUAUCCCCAUUUGCCUUCAAUCUAUGUUAUGCCUUCUUUUCUUCUUUCCCACCUUUUGCCUUCAAUCUAUGGAUGUUAUGCCUUCUUUUCCUCUAUUUUUUGCCUUCAAUCUAUGUAUGUUAUGCUUCUUUCCUCUCCCCCCCUCCUUCAAUCUAUGUAUGUUAUGCUUUCUUUCUGUAUCCUUUUUUGCCUUCAAUCUAUGUAUGUUAUGCCUUCUUUUCCUCUAUCCCCCUUUUGCCUUCAAUCUAUGUAUGUUUAUGCUUUCUUUUCCUCUAUCCCCCCCCUUUUUUCCAAUCUAUGUAUGUUAUGCCUUUCUUUUCCUCUAUCCCCCUCUACCUUUUGCCUUCCAAUCUAUGUAUGUUUAUGCCUUCUUUUCCUCUAUCCCCCCUUUUGCCUUCAAUCUAUGUAUGUUAUGCCUUCUUUUCCUCUAUCCCCUUUUUGCCUUCAAUCUAUGUAUGUUAUGCCUUCUUUUCCCUCCCCCUACCCACUCUUUUGCCUUCAAUCUAUGUAUUUAUGCCUUCUUUUCCUCUAUCCCCACCUUUUGCCUUCAAUCUAUGUAUGUUAUGCCUUCUUUUCCUCCCCACCUUUUGCCUUCAUCUCCCCACCUUUUUGCCUUCAAUCUAUGUAUGUUAUGCCUUCUUUUCCUCCUUUAAUCUAUGUAUGUUGCUGUCUUUUCCUCUAUCCCCCACCUUUGCCUUCAAUCUAUGUUUUAUGCCUUCUUUUCCUCUAUCCCCACCUUUUGCCUUCAAUCUAUGCCUUUAUGCCUUCUUUUCCUCUAUCCCCCCUUUUGCCUUCAAUCUCUAUGUUAUGCCUUCUUUUUCUCUAUCCCCCACCUUUUGCCUUCAAUCUAUGUAUGUUAUUUUGCCUUCUUUUCCUCUAUCCCCACCUUUUGCCUUCAAUCUAUGUAUGUUAUGCCUUCUUUUCCUCUAUCCCCCUCCUUUUGCCUUCAAUCUAUGUAUGUUAUGCCUUUUUUCUCUAUCCCCCCUCUUUUUUGCCUUCAAUCUAUGUAUGUUAUGCCUUCUUUUUUCCUCUAUCCCCCCCUUUUGCCUUCAAUCUAUGUAUGUUAUGUUUUCUUUUCCUCUAUCCCCACCUUUUGCCUUCAAUCUAUGUAUGUUAUGCCUUCUUUUCCUCUAUCCCCACCCCCACAUUUGCCUUCAAUCUAUGUAUGUUAUGCCCCUUUUGCUUUUCUAUGUAUGUUAUCUUUCUUUUUUUUGCCUUCAAUCUAUGUAUGUUAUGCCUUCUUUUCUCUAUCCCCACCUUUUGCCUUCAAUCUAUGUAUGUUAUACCUUCUUUUCCUCUAUCCCCACCUUUUGCCUUCAAUCUAUGUAGGUUAUGCCUUCUUUUCCUCUAUCCCCUUUUGCCCCUAUGUAUAUUAUGCCUUUUCAUCUAUCCCCACCUUUUAAUCUAUCUAUGUUAUGCCUUCUUUUCCUCUAUCCCCCUUCUUUUGCCUUCUUUCUAUGUAGGUUAUGCUUUCUUUUCCUCUAUACCCCCCUCUUGCCUUCAAUCUAUGUAUGUUAUGCCUUCUUUUCCUCUAUCCCCACCUUUUGCCUUCAAUCUAUGUAUGUUAUGCCUUCUUUUCCUCUAUCCCCACCUUUUGCCUUCAAUCUAUGUAUGUUAUGCCUUCUUUUCCUCUAUCCCCACCUUUUGCCUUCAAUCUAUGUAUGUUAUACCUUCUUUCCUCUAUCCCCCCAUUUUGCCUUCUUUGUAUGUUAUGCCUCUAUCCCCACCUUUUGCCUUCAAUCUAUGUAUGUUAUGCCUUCUUUUCCUCUAUCUAUCCCCCUUUUGCCUUCAAUCUAUAUGUAUCUAUGUUCUUUUCCUCUAUCCCCACCUUUUGCCCUUCAAUCUAUGUAUGUUCCUUCUUUUUCCUCUAUCCCCACCCCCACCUUUUGCCUUCAAUCUAAUCUAUGUAUGUUAUGCCUUCUUUUCCUCUAUCCCCCACCUUUUUUCCUGCCUUCAAUCUAUGUAUGUUAUGCCUUCUUUUCCUCUAUCCCCCACCUUUUUUCUCUAUCCACACCUUUGCCUUCAAUCUAUGUAUGUUAUGCUUUCUUUUUUCCUCUAUCCCCACCUUUUUUGCCUUCAAUCUAUGUAUGUUAUGCCUUCUUUUCCUUCUAUCCACCAUUCAAUCUAUGUAUGUUAUGCCUUCUUCUCUAUCCCCCACCUUUUUGUCUAUGUUAUGCUUUCUUUUCCUCUAUCCCCCCCUUUUGCCUUCAAUCUAUGUAUGUUAUGCCUUCUUUUCCUCUAUCCCCACCUUCAAAUCUUUUGUUAUGCCUUCUUUUCAUCUAAUUUGCUAUCUAUGUUAUGCCUUCUUUUCCUCUAUCCCCACCUUUUGCCUUCAAUCUAUGUAUAUGUCUUCUUUUCCUCUAUCCCCCCCCUUUUGCUUCAAUCUAUGUUAUGCCUUCUUUUCCUCUAUCCCCACCUUUUUGUAUGUUAUGCCUUCUUUUCCUCAAUUUUGCCUUCAAUCAAUGUAUGUUAUGCCUUCUUUUCCUCUAUCCCCCACCUUUUGCCUUCAAUCUAUGUAUGUUUAUGCCUUCUUUUCCUCUAUCCCCCAUUUUUCUUCUUUGUAUGUUAUGCCCUUCAAUCUAUGUAA